AUGAGUAGUAGAGACUAUAGAGAUAGAGGUGAUCGAGGGGAUAGAGAAAGAGAUAGAGGUGAUAGAGGUGAUAGAGACAGAGGUGACAGAGGCGAUAGAAGUGAUAGAGAUAGAGGUGAUAGAGGUGAUCGAAGUGAUAGAGACAGAGGUGAUCGAGGCGAUAGAGACAGUCGUGGUGAUAGAAGUGAUAGAGGAGAUAGAGGAGGUGAUAGAGAUAGAGACAGCAGAGGUGGUGGCGAUAGAGAUAGAGACAGUCGUGGAGACAGAGGUGACAGGAGUGACAGAGGAGGUGGAGGCGAUAGAGAUAGAGGUGGAUAUAGGAAGAGGAGUAGAUCACCACCUCAUCAUCGUAAUAGUAAUAGUAAUAAUAAUGGUUAUCAACAACAACAACAACAACAGAUGGUACCUCCACCUCAACAACAGAUGCUGCCUCAGCAACAACAGCAAUUCAAUCCACAGUUUAUGCAACAACAACAACAACCAAAUAUGUACGGCCAGCAACAGAUGCAACAACCUCAAUUCUAUCAACAGCAACAACAACAGCAACAAUUCGCUCCUCCUCAUAUGCAACCUCAACAGCAACAUCUACAACAGCAGUCGCAGCCAAGGGCGAGAAAGGGAUCACUGUGGGACAGACAACCGGAUCCCAACGAGACAAUCGUGCCAAUUGGCCAGGUGUACGUCAGCCAGGCACUGCAGGAGCAGCAUCCCGAGUAUGUCGUGGCCAACCAGAUACCCACCCAACCCAGUCACCCCGUCAACCAGUCGACAAGCUACCUAGGUGUGGCCGGCCACUCAACCGCUGCGGCAGCCACAGCGGCAGCAAGCACCCUUACACUGGCACAGAAGCAGAGCCGUCGUCUAUACAUUGGAAACGUGCCACCUAACACAUCCGACGCACAACUGGCAGAGUUCUUGAACAUCGCGCUUCACGAGGCCAACCUCGUGGUGAUUGGUGGCGGCCCGCCAGUCGUGAGCUGUCAGGUGUCGCCCAAGUUGUUUGCCUUUGUCGAGUUCCGCUUUGGUGAGGACGCCACGGCCGCCCUCUCGCUGGAUGGCAUCACGCUCAAUGGCUUCUCUCUCAAGAUUCGUCGACCCAAGGACUACCAGGCGUCGGUGGAGGGCGGUCUGGCCCCGCCCCCAGUGCCCGUCCCUCACGCCGCCAACCUCUCGAUCAUCAGCACCAACGUUCCAGAUGGCGAGAACAAGAUCUUUGUUGGUGGUAUCCCAUCAUCAUUGAGCGAGGAUCAGAUCAAGACAUUGAUGUCAUCAAUUGGACGACUGAGGGCGUUCAAUCUCGUCAAAGACAAGAAUGGUGUCUCCAAAGGCUUUGCAUUCUGCGAGUAUAUGGAUCACGCCAACACCGAGAGAGCAUGUAACGAACUCAAUGGAGCAAUGUUUGGUGACAGAGCAUUGGUAGUUCAAAUAUCAAGCGGAGGAAGAGGACCUCCUCAGCAACAACAACAGCAACAACAACAACCGCUACAAGAUAAUCCAUACGCCCAAAGCACACCCAACAAGUAUGGCGGCAAGUACGAGUCUGCCACCUCCACUUUGUUGAACUUGAAUCUACCAAUUCCACAAGUGAUUGGAUUAGUUCGUUCCAGUGUACAAACUGAUGACAACACAACACCAUCAAGAGUUAUACAACUGUUUAAUAUGUGCGAUAAGGAUGAGAUACAGGACGAUGCCAAUUAUGAGAACUUGUUGAUCGACACGAUGGAGGUGAGCGAGGAGUAUGGCCAGGUCGAGUCAAUCUUUGUCUCGCGACCAAAGGACAACCCACUGGACAUUGUCCGUGUGUUUGUAAAGUUUGUCGAACUGGAUGCGGCACAGCGUGCCUGGGCCAACCUGGGCGGCAGGAAGUACAACUUCAGGACAGUGGUGUCGGCCUAUUAUCCCGAAGAUCAAUACACCUCCGAAGGUGUAGUCGACAAGCCACAACAACAUAAUCAACAACAUCAACAACAACAUCAUCGAUCAGAGUACGACAUGGAGUUGUAG
This is a messenger RNA of Acytostelium subglobosum LB1, 2004 nucleotides long. RefSeq lists its product as hypothetical. The transcript is spliced from 3 exons. Gene Ontology annotation, cellular component: U2AF complex; commitment complex; U2-type prespliceosome. Gene Ontology annotation, molecular function: poly-pyrimidine tract binding; pre-mRNA 3'-splice site binding. The record is from RefSeq and is a predicted model, not a curated record. Bases 1 to 2004 code for a protein of 667 amino acids. Lineage: Eukaryota; Evosea; Eumycetozoa; Acytosteliales; Acytosteliaceae.